GAUCUUGUCUGCUCCAAGCAAGGAGGGUACAUCUCUUGCCUGUAAAUGACCUUGGUCACUUAUAUUUAUAUUACACUCCCUUGAUGUUUUACAGGAUGUCUCUAUGGAUACAGGAAUAAACACAAGAUAAUAGCCCUACAGUCUUUAAAGCUGCAUUUCAUUCUACAGGGCCAGGCGGGGAGAGGAGGCGUCUAUAGCAGAACACAGGGAAUCAGGAGGAAUACCAUGGCUGAGAACGCUGACCUUGCUUCUUUAGAAGAAAGUUUCAAAAAGUUUGCCAUCUAUGGUGACACUAAGGCAACAGGCAAUGAAAUGACAGGCAAGAACUGGGCCAAGCUUUGUAAAGAAUGCAAAGUUAUUGAUGGGAAGACAGUGACUGGAACUGAUGUUGACAUUGUGUUCUCUAAAGUAAAAGCAAAGACAGCAAGAGUUAUCACCUAUGAAGAGUUUAAGAAGGCCCUAGAGGAACUAUCUGCAAAAAGGUUUAAAGGAAAGGGCAAAGACGAAGCAUAUGACUCCAUUUGCAAACUUGUGGCUGGAAAGGAACCUGUAAGCUCCGGGGUCACGAAAGCCGCAGCAGUCGGAGCAGUGGAACGCUUAACAGAUACAACCAAGUACACCGGCUCCCACAAGGAACGCUUUGAUGAAAGUGGGAAAGGAAAAGGCAAAGGUGGCCGAGAGAACCUCGUCGAAAACACUGGCUAUGUAGCCUCCUACAAAAAUGCAGGCACCUAUGACGCUAAAGUGAAGAAAUAGACCUUGGACGUAACUUCCAUCAGCUCCUGCAAAGACAUUAUUAACUUCUGUGUCCCCAUUGAAAUAAUGUAGUCCUUCUGCUAGUGAUGAAGAUAAUGUAAGAAGUGGAGGAUUAAAGCAAUAUAGUAUUGUUGUCAGUAAUACCUAUGACAGAAAACCAUUCUCAGCAACAUUUUGUUGGGUGUAAGGUAUAUACAGUACACUAUAUCAUCGGUAAAGCAUGUCUUGAUGGUGAUAACUGUGCAUGCAUCUUUUAAUCUCUCUUGUACACUUCUUAGCCUAUACACAGCAUUAUCUACUAUGAGAAGAAUCAAGUACACCACCAUACCCUCUGUAAUAACUUACCGUAGUUCUGGUUUACAGUGCCUGAAAAAUAAUGGAUGAAUUAAAUGUUAGGAAACACUUGACCUCAGAUGAGAUACAUGGGAAGGUUAAUCUUUACAGUCCUAGUGUUAUUGGCCUGGAAUAUAAGAUUGUGAAUGGUGUAUAUGGUAUUAAAGGAGUACUCUGGUGGAAAACAUUUUUUUUUUUUUUUUAUAAAUUGGUGCCAGAAAGUUAAACAGAUUUGUAAAUUACUUCUAUUAAAAAAAAUCAUUACCCUUCCAGUAGUACUUUUUUAGCACUUUUUUGUGUUGUCCACAGUGCUCUCUGCUGACACCUCUGUCUGUGUCAGGAACUGUCCAAAGAGGCAUAGGUUUGCAAUGGGGAUUUUCUCCUGCUCUGGACAGUUCCUGAUAUGAGCAGCAGGUGUCAGCAGAGAGCACUGUGGACAAGACAAAAAAAGAAAUUCAAAAAGUAUAGAAUUUCCUCUGUAGCAUACAGCUGCUAAAAAGUACUGGAAGGGUAAAUAUUUUUUUAAUAGAAGUAGUUUACAAAUCUAUUUAACUUUCUGGCACCAGUUGAUUUAAAAAAAAUAAAAAGUUUUCCACCCCAUUAAUGCUGGUUACCAUGUGGGAGCACCUUCUUACUGCUUUGACAAAAACAAAAAAAAGGCUAAAGUAGUAGUGGCAAUAUUGACAAAACUGCUGUUCCAAAUUGGCCCAACAGAGGUGGUAGUUGCUAGCCAAUGUGGACACAAAAACAGAGAUGUAACUUAAAGGGUACUCCGCCCCUAGACAUCUGAUCAAGGGCGUCACUCUGCUGGGGACCCCCGCGAUCUCUGUGCAGCACCCAGCGAUUAGAACGCUGGGUGCGGGGGGCAGGGUCGUGACAUCAUGGCCACGCUCCCUAGUGAUGUCACGCCACACCCCCUCAACGCAAGUCUAUGGGAGGGGGCAUGGCGUCCGCCAUGCCCCCUCCCAUAGACUUGCAUUGAGGGGGUGGGAUGUGACGUCACGAGGGGCGUGGUCCUGUUGUCACGACCCUCGCCGCUUGCUCCAAGCGUUCGGAACAAAAUGUUCCAAGCAGUGGGGCAGUGGAGUAACCCUUUAAAGCUCCUGGGCCCCAGUAAAAAAAAAAUUUCAGGGCCCCUACCUGUCAUAUGUCAUUUAUAAGUCAAUGUUUUUUAUGUAGAAAAGAGGUCUUUGAGGCCCCUCAGGCAUCCAGGUCCAGGUGCGAAUGCUACCCCUGCACAAAACAAUGUUAUGUAUUGUACAAUGUUAACUGUACAAUGGUAAACGCAGACUAAACGGAACGUACAUAGAUCCAGUAGGAUGUGAGGUCAGCGCCUAUAAGGAUAUCUGUGGCAUAUAAUGUCAGUAUCUUUUUUAGUGGCAGCAGUUAAUGCUUUUGUACCAAGACCCAGGAGCUUUAAUUUACACCUCUAGAUGACAUGUUUUACCAUGUAAAUAAUUUACUCCAAAAGCAGCGGGAACAGUAGGAUAUUUUUGUAACAGGAAAUGGUAUAAGGUAUAAUUACCAAAGGAGCAAUAAAUAAGUAAUGGCCAUAUAUUGAAUGGAUGAAGUAUAUAUUUUCAGGGAUUUUUCAUUAGUAUUGCAUACUGUUACAUUGUUGUUGUGUAUCAUGAAAUCAGCCUUCCCAACCUCCUGCACAAAUUCAAGAAUUGAUCCAACUAAGCAAAAACAUUUUAAAAAAAUUGGAACGAUUUAAAACUUGCUGGAAGUCUUAAAUACAGUUUUUCUGAGGUUUUCUUUUAUUAUUACCCUAAAAGCAGAACGCCCCUUUAAAUUCUUGUUUACCAUAUACGUUCCUGAUACAUUAUACCAACAUUACACAAGUAUUAUGAAGGGACAGUCUAAAGAUAAAAUGUGCUUUGAGUAAGAAAUUGCCGUUCGAUGACACCACUUCUGCAAAAAGUCCAUAUGAGAUCAUCUUCCUGUCCCUCAACUGCAGAUUUUUUUUAUGGCUAUAUAAAUAUUGCCCAAAUAUGUAAAACAAUUGAGCCAUUACACAGCUGUUAAAUCAUUUUUGGCACUAAAAGGAGAUUAUCAUGCCAUCACCGAUGCGAGAGAGAGACAGAAACUGGUUCCAAACAUAGAGAACAACGAAAUACAUAAAAAAAAAAAAAAAAAACCAUGACCAAUUCAGCGUGUCCAUGGCUUUAUUCAGCCCAUAUAUCUUUAUAUUACCUUGCCCAGUAUAGAAAAUGCACUAAAUAGAAUGUAGGAGCAUGCUGUUUAUUAACACUUCAUGUAUAUUCUCUACCGUUUGCUGCCUUACAAUGCCUAGGAAUUUGCCUUACUAUAUAUGCGUUUCCCCAUGCAGUACCCAAUAUAAUGUUUAGUACAUGCAAUGACUUAGAAUACAGUAGGAUAUUUUCUAUCUCAAUGCCUACCCAAAUGCUAUUUAUACAACUUGCGCUAUCAUGUGUUAUAUGCAGCAUGUGUAUGUUGAAAUAAGCAGUAUAAUAUUACUUGUUAUAUUAUAAUGUGCUUAUCUGCUUUGGGCCAUGUAGGCAUCUAUGUGAUGGAUUCAUUUAUCCAGGAAUGUGUGAAACAAAUGAUUCCUGAUGUCUAAAUGUGUAUAGGGGGUCAGGUGUAUUUGAUAAUUGUAUCAUGUUAGACAUACCGUGCCACUUAGCAAUAGUCAGCCAUGGUCACCUGGAUUACAAUUUACUCAAUGUGCAGGCAGCAUGUUAUAGUCUUAUAGAGCAAAAGGAGCUGGAUAUAUAUAUAUAUAUAUAUAUAUAUAUAUAUAUAUAUAUAUAUAAUUCUGUGUAACCUGUAGUCAGUUAUUACAGAUAGUCAGUUACUUAUUAGGACUACCCACUGGAUUCCAAAACUCAGAGAAUCAAUAAAUGACAUUAUAUAUUGGAUCUUUUUACCAAAGAGAUAUAUAUUAAUUGGCUCAGCUCCUCUAUUGCUCUAUAACAUGCUGCUUGCAUAAUAGACUGCAUUUUUUAAUGUGACAGCUUCCCUUUUAUGUAGAUUUAAGUAUACAGCUAAGGAUUAAAAAGACACCCUUAGCCUGCUGACACAUAGCUGUUUUUGUUUUUCAUAUUUUUUUGUUGUUGUUGUUUUAUUGUUUUUUAAAACUCCACUGCAAUUUUUGAACCAAACCCAGAAGUGGAUCCAGCAGGAAUGAGAAGUACAAUUCUUUCCUUUAUGUUUCCCAUUCAUUUUCAAUCCACUUCUGACUGCACGGAAAGUUACAAAAAUAAAAAUAAAAACUGUGUUGUAUGACACCAGCCUAAGGGUAUAGGGUUUAAAUGCUGCAGAUUGUUGCGGAUUUCCCAAUUAUAGUUAACAGGGAAAUCACAAUCUGCAACAAACCUGCAGCAUUGCAGUCCUGUGUGAAUAGACCCUUAUACCGGAAGCUAACAUCCCAGUGGUCUGAAUGUAAACUGCUCUAGCUUUAGUCAAUACUCUAUUUACAGCUAUUUUGAACACCACAGAGGUCCAUAUUUAUGUACUCUCCAGGACUGGACUGGAACAUCAUUGACCUAUUAGAGGAAAAAUACAGGAGUUUAUCUCCUAAACUAGAUGUUCUGACACUGUGAUACAUGACAGCCUUGGUGGUCUUCACCUGCAAGCUACUAAUAUAGUGCAACGCUCUACUGACCGCAAUAUAAUGUUGAUCUACUUGUAUUUCAGCCAAAUAGUUAUUCAGUGGCUCAUGUGGAGUUGAUGGUGAUAUCAUCCAAUUCCACUGUGCCAACAUCAGGGUUACUGUGCGGGCAACAAAGAAGUUCUAAAAAGGGUUGACAGAGGAAAAAUCAAUGUUAUUUAAAUGUGAUGACUAAUAUACUGUAAAUUGUCGCAGUAUAGUCCUGUGAUACUGACCCUUGCCGACAUGGAAUAGAGCAUGAAAAACACUAAAGCAGACAUGAAUUAAUAACAUAUAUAUAUAUAUAUAUAUAUACAGAGCAAAGAAGCAGCACAACCAUAUAAAGUAAAAGAUGCUGGGUGCAGGCAGGAGCAGACUCUGGUCAAGGGUCUAUGAUGAUAUCCAAACAAAAGAAAUCCAGCAGCACACCAUGGACGGUGAAAAAUCAAUGUGGUUUAUUCCCCCAGCGUCUUGCAAUGUUUCGGUUGCCCGAUUGCCUUGCUUGAGAAAUGUUGCAACCGGGCAACCGAAAUGUCGCAAGACACUGGGUGAAUAAACCACCUUGAUUUUUCACCGUCUAUGGUGUGCUGCUGGAUUUCUUUUGUCUGUCUAUAUAUAUAUAUACCAUAAAAAACACUUAAGCUAAAGACACCACUCCUGAGGGCAUUGUGCACAAUAAGCGCAGUAAAAGAAAUGGUAGUAACUACCCAAUAUUAAUUUGUUAUUUAUUUCUAAGGCAAUGGUGAGUACAGUUGUUACAGGCAGCUCGUGUCAGACUUAACUUAUUUCACACCAGUUCAUACUAAUAAACUCUAAUCCUCUUUUCACACUGCAGAGAGCGCAAUAUUUGGUUGUAUAUUAUCACCCCAAUCUAAAGGUGAACAGUUAAUGUAUUAAAAUGUCUUUCUGUCUAUAUAAAUAUAUAUAUAUGUGUACGAAAAAAUCAUUUUCUUCAAUAAAUAUAUCUUUUUUGUA
Molecule: messenger RNA, 5677 nt
Organism: Hyla sarda
Lineage: Eukaryota; Metazoa; Chordata; Amphibia; Anura; Hylidae
Gene: TPPP3
Product: tubulin polymerization promoting protein family member 3
Exons: 4
Coding region: 226-756 (176 amino acids)
Biological process (GO): microtubule polymerization; positive regulation of protein polymerization; microtubule bundle formation
Cellular component (GO): microtubule
Molecular function (GO): tubulin binding
Source: RefSeq, a predicted model, not a curated record